CUCCUGUCAAUUAUUCCAAUCCCAACAGAAACGUUACCUCCGCGCGCAAAAUGUAUCAAAUCUUGAAGCAUAUUUCGACCACGACAAACAAAGAUAUGAUAACGUGACAACGUACAGAAGAGACACCCAACUCCAAGAGAAGAGAGAAUGUCGUCCGUUAUCAGAGACUAUUUUUACGCCGGGAACUAUUACGAUCACGCCGUUCAGUCUCAGAUAUUCGGCAAUUAUACCGUUGUCUCUACCACACAUCUCCACUGGAAUUCACUGAUUCGUCUCGUCGUGACGAUUCUGCUGCGCAUCGGCUUUGUUGUCGUCCAGGUCGGUAACGUCCCGAUCGACAACGUUAAUCUGAUACUUCUUCAAAAUGCGAUCGAUCUGUGUUGCAUUACCGUUAUAUACUUCCUGAUGGGCUUCCUCGUUGCUUACAACAGCGCCGGUUUGAUCGGCGCGGGUUAUUGGAUCGGUGAUCCGACGAUUGACAAGAACGAGGCGAUCGUGGGGUGGCAGGCAGUGGCGAUCGCAUCGGCGAUUUGCACCACCGCCGUCGCAGGCCGGAUGCACAUAGCAGGAUGCCUGUUGGUGAGCGUCCUCUUGUCAGGCCUGAUUCAACCGUUGCUCAUCCGCUGGGCAUGGAUGGGAUGGAUGGCAGAGAACGAAUUAGGUGGAAAGACGGUGGUCUUCAAGGACCGAGCUGGUACAGCAGUAAUCCAUAUUGUCGGAGGACUCUCAGGCCUGAUCGGAUGCAUCGUUCUUGACAAAAGAAUUAUGUUCAGAGGGAACGAAUACUUGAAUAACGCGAAUCCCAACUCUGCUCGGAACGCUUUCGGGGGAUUACUGUUGAUCUUCGCUGGGCUUCAAGACUUGUGCACGAGCUCGCAUGAGCACGGCAAGUAUCGAAUGUUCGCACGGGACUCAUCGCUCGCAUACGUCAACAAUUUCCUGGCCGCGUCCUCGUGCACAUUCGUAAUCGUGGUUAUACGCUUCGUCUUCAACCGUGAUCCCUACGAUCAUUGGACGUUAAAGAGAUGCAUUCAGGGAACGAUCGCCGGCGUGGUAAUGGUGUCGGCUGCACCAAGCGAUUAUUCGCCACAAAUAGUUAUCGUGUUGGGCUUCCUGGGAGGCAUCAUGUUUCAUCUCGUCUCUACGUGGAUCUUUCACAGCACCCUGGAGGAUUAUUGCAACGUCGUAGCCGUACAUCUCAUUUGCGGGAUCCUUGGGAGUAUCCUUGCUCCCUUUUGUGCGAUGCGUAAAGACGAGGAUACCGUGACGAUAUUAUUGAAUUUCUCCUGGCAAUUAAUCUCCUUGGCUGCAUUGCUGGUCCUAGUUGGCACAGCAAUGCUGCUGAUCUUCGGUAUGCUGGAGUACUACGGAAUACUCCGUAAUAGAUCGGAAUGUUUGAAUCAUACAUGGGGCAAGAGAACUCCGUUUCUGCAAAGACUAUUCUCUCCUAAUAGUGAUUGCGUUUAUUUGGACUCAACUUCCAGCAUGGGACAUCAUCCGAGCAUUGAUUUCAGAUUUUCGAAGUAUCAAGAAGAGAUAAAGCUUGAAGAAGGAAGGCCUACCGUUACGAUUAUUGCGAAUCGACAGAACGUGAACGUCAAAAUUGAAGAUGACGUUACAAAAAUUCCAAUGCCGGGUGCAAGAGUAAAAAAAAUGAGACAAGUGCAUACUUUAUCUGGGAGUACUCCGACGUUAAUAGAAAAUGGAGGUGGUACUGGUGAAUCGAUUAACAAGGAUCUUUCAGUCAUUGGAGGGAAAAGAUUUCUUGGAAAGGAGAUAAAGUGUACUUUAGAUCCUAUAGAAGAAAUAGAUGAAGAGAUUUUGAAAGAAUUUGAAAUCGAGAAAAAUAACGUUCGACUCAGUAUAGACGAUUGUAAUGCUGGGGACCAAAAUCCAAUCUCGGAAUAUUUUAACGUGUCUGGAGAUCGAAGGGACUUGAACGAAUCGAAUUAUCAGCUUCGAAGAACCAUAAAAUUUACGAAUUUACAUAAUGAAUUUGUCAAAGAAGAUUUGAAAGUUGUGUUGGGACCAAAUCGCUUGGAUUCUUCAUCCAGCGAUUCAUGCGAUGAUGACACUAUUUUUGCAAAGACGCCAAACUUGAAUGAAUCCAUAAAAGAUAUUGUAAUAAACAACGACUCAUUGACUUACAGCGCAAAUGUAUUAUAAGUAACUCUAACAAGAGAUUCGAUUCAAGCGCGCAAAAGAUAUUGAUAUAUCGAAACAGCGAAGUUACCAAAGAAGCUACAUCAAUUUCUUGGAACUGGAACAAUUAAAGAUAUUACAUAAUUUUGAAGAGGAAAAAGCUUAUCAUUA
Mycetomoellerius zeteki is the source of this 2313-nucleotide messenger RNA. RefSeq names its product Amt-2-like protein (gene Amt2l). Gene Ontology annotation, molecular function: ammonium channel activity. The transcript has 3 exons. Lineage: Eukaryota; Metazoa; Arthropoda; Insecta; Hymenoptera; Formicidae. Bases 148 to 2166 code for a protein of 672 amino acids. Gene Ontology annotation, biological process: ammonium transmembrane transport; ammonium homeostasis. The record is from RefSeq and is a predicted model, not a curated record. Gene Ontology annotation, cellular component: plasma membrane.